Fonsecaea erecta is the source of this 2397-nucleotide messenger RNA. RefSeq lists its product as hypothetical. Lineage: Eukaryota; Fungi; Ascomycota; Eurotiomycetes; Chaetothyriales; Herpotrichiellaceae. Gene Ontology annotation, molecular function: RNA polymerase II cis-regulatory region sequence-specific DNA binding; zinc ion binding; DNA-binding transcription factor activity, RNA polymerase II-specific. The transcript is spliced from 3 exons. Gene Ontology annotation, biological process: regulation of transcription by RNA polymerase II; DNA-templated transcription. The record is from RefSeq and is a predicted model, not a curated record. The coding region runs from base 1 to 2397 and encodes 798 amino acids. Gene Ontology annotation, cellular component: chromatin.
AUGAGAGAUCGCGAAAAGCCGUUUCGCUGUCCUCGAUGUCAGAAGGGGUUCACCCGCAAAGAUCUGCUGACCCGGCACAUACGCCUAUCACAUCAAUCGCCCCCCGGGGUUCGUUCUCAACAGAACCAUGGACCGGUGAAGCCUGAAACACUGUUGCCGGCGCCGUUGCCUCUGGUGAAUUGGACUGAGUAUCAUCCGGGACCUGCCCCAGUCCUCUCUUCGCAGCCACAUGUAGUCCCGCCGCAGACGCAGAGCCUCGUGAGCGACCCCAGGGGAGUGCAGCAGCAUAUUGAUCAGGCUCAGCUGUCGGUACGCUUCUUCGGCCAUCCGAAUGACGAGGGUUCAAGCCAGGCAAGCAAGGAGUCUUUUCCCGCUCCGGUCCCGGAUUAUUCGAUGACAUUGGGCAUGGAUGACGGCGGCUUCGAUGGUCUCGAACCUGCCUUUACACAAGACUUUGCGGCUUUCAUGGAUAGCGUGCCCACUCUCACACACCCAUUCUCUCCGACCUAUCAACCUCUGCCUGUCUUCUUUACGAACCUGGACAUGCCUCUGGGUGGCGUUUUUGAAGAGGCAAGUGGUCCUAGAGACGUCGACAAUUCGCGGGAUGAAUCAACAGCAACGACUACGAUACAAGCAACACUCGCAUCCCCCUCCCAUAUAAGGGCAAAUGACUCGUCCAUCUCGCGUUUUGGCUCUCGGCUACCGUCCUUGGCUCCUGAGGAAAAGCCUCCACCCAGUGGCCCACACCCACAAGGUCCGACGAGGCUGAACAGUCGGGAUUUGUUCAUCUCAGCUGACUGUCGACAACGCAUUAUCGAUGAACUGGCGAUGUUCUCUGGUUGUAUCGACGGGGACUUUGUUCUGCCUUCCCGACAUGCGUUGUCACGACUGAUCGGCGGAUACUUCAAGAACUUCCAUGCCCACUAUCCCUUUUUCCACGUUGCCACCCUACGCAUGGACAGCAUCCACGUCGAGUUGCUCUUAGCGAUCGCGGCUCUCGGGGCUCGCUACACUAGGGAGCCAGAGAUGGGGAUUGAUCUGUUCCGUGGCUCAAGGGCCGUCGUCUUGGAACGCCUUCGCCAACGCCAGAGAAGAAAAGCUAACUUGAAUCUGGACUCAAAGGUGCAUGACACCUCCACCGUGAACCCUGACUCAAAUUGUAAAGGGGACGAAAGGACCUGCGUGAUUGAGAUGGUGCAGACUUUACUACUGCUGAUCGCCAUUGCAUCUUGGUACAGACGUGAGCCAGCAGUGACCGAUGCGUUGUCAAUCCGCAGUGUGUUGCACUCACUCGUUCAAGACGACGAGAUAUCACGUCUUCAGGAGCAACCGACGGACGACUGGCAGGAGUGGGUUCGGUUCGAGACCAUCAAAAGAACCCACCUCGUGGUCUUUUGUUUCUUCAAUAUCCACACCAUCCUAUUCGACUUGCCGCCAAUGAUGCUCGCCAGCGGACUCCGGCUCGAUCUGCCUUGCUCCGAGAAAGAGUGGAAGGCAGCCAGUGAGCCAGAGUGGCAAGAAGCCCGUGCCGAAUCAAGGUCACCUCGUCAGGACUUUCAAGACGCGUUUUCGUGCCUCUUUGCAAACCCGGGUGAAUGGAACGGCUCAAACCAGGUCGUUGCGAGAGGGUUCUCUGCUCUAGGUGGCUGCGCUCUCAUCCAUGCCAUCAUCCAGCAUAUCUGGCUCGCACGCAAUGCUCGACUGCCCGUCAUACAUGGCGGUUCAAACAGCCUCUCGGACGAAGAAAUGAACGUCUUUGAGCGGGCUCUGAAGCGGUGGGCCAAGUACUGGGAACGCAAUCAGGAGUCAUCCAUGGAUCCAUUGAGCCCUCACGGCCCCGUGACUUUUACUUCAACCGCCCUCCUUCGGCUGGCCUACAUCCGGCUCAAUAUGGACCUCGGCCCCGUGAGAUCGUUCAGCAGCUGGAAUUCGUACGUGGUUGCCACCUCACUACACCAAAGUCCAAAAGUUCAACGCAGCGACAAAAUGACACGGGCAGCGCUCCACUGUGCACACGCUCUCAGCAUUCCCGUGAAGCUUGGGAUCAACUAUGUCGCCCAGACGCAACUGAUUCUAUGGUCCAACCAACAUGCCCUAUGCUCAUUGGAGUGUGCCGUCCUGCUUGCAAAGUGGCUCGAGGCGGUCACGGUGCCCGACUUAAGCCCAACCUUGACGCCGGCUGAACAGAGGGUGCUCGAAUUCGUCAUCCAGCUUGUGGCUGAGACCGAAUACAAGAUGAGCUGUGACCACCUCCUGUCACAAAAGGCCCGGUUGAGUGGUAUGGUGGUCCGCCUGUGGGCGAAACUGUACCAGUCGAGUAGCGUGUGGCAGAUUGUCAAUCUGAUUGGAGAAUCCCUCAGCAUCUACGCCAACCUCCUGGAGGCCGAGCACAAUUAG